This is a messenger RNA of Aspergillus niger, 2349 nucleotides long. RefSeq lists its product as uncharacterized. The transcript has 6 exons. Lineage: Eukaryota; Fungi; Ascomycota; Eurotiomycetes; Eurotiales; Aspergillaceae. The record is from RefSeq and is a predicted model, not a curated record. The coding region runs from base 1 to 2349 and encodes 782 amino acids.
AUGUCUUCUAGGAACAGCGCAGAGUACGAGGGUGAUUCCUUUGACGAUGCGCCCGAAGCCCCGAACUUGCACGGCAAUCUGAACGUUUCCAUUCCCCAAAGCUCCUCCACACGGUCUUUGACAGACAGCCCCCCGAGCGGAUCGAAUGUUGCUACGCCUCAAUUGACGGAAGCUCCCCUGCUACCAACGACUUCUCACGAAGACCAUGAAACGGCCGAGGAUACAGAUGAUGCUAGCGUGGGGAAACAAUCAGAAGGGGAGGAUACUCCUCGCAAACAGAAACCGCAAAAAUCUCCUCUCUUGACUGCGCACAGGCUAUCAACAACGUCUCUCGACGACGUGAACCUUGCCGGUAGCAACAAAGACGAUGAAUCGACUGAAAACCAGCCGUUGAGCCAGGAGCUCAACUCCGGUACCCCUCCUCCGUUAUCAUCUAGAGAUUCCACAUCGUCCCACAGUUCGCGCCUGCAGGGAUCAUCCAAUGCUUCUGCCGCGAAGAACCAAGCUCCUGUUGCUCCACCCCCUCCGCCAACUCGAUCGUUUACCAGCCCCUUUGCAUGGCUUUCUCGAAGUUCGUCGGGCGGAAAGGACGCCAAGUCGCCUCCGGCACAACCACGUCGGAAUACGGCUGCAUCCAUAUCAACUAUCGCGAGCAAUCCGGAAAUGGGUCGUCACCACGAUGGGGAGGAUGUGGAUGGUCUAGGCCAUAGAAAGCCGAGGCGCAGCAGCCUCAAGGACCAGUUUAAACAGCUCAGGUUGCGAGAGGAAGGACUCGUGUCCGAGAAUGACGAGGCCAGCGUUGCGUCGGGACGUGCAAGUUUUACUGCCGGAAGUCCUCCGCCCAGCAUACCGGAAGAAGGGGAGAAUGGUAUUGCGGCCGCCCCUCGGGCGACGUCGCCGCCUAAUGGGGCAUCAACGGUCAACCCUAAGCUUGCCCCCGGAACUGUUGCGGGUUUUUCGACCUCCGCGACCGACGCGUCUGCGCCGGUAGACUGGGAGCUCUGGCAGCAACUGGUCAACAAUGGUGCGCAAGCGUUGAAGGGGGCAAAUUCGGAUGAACUGAAUGCUGCUAUCAAACGGGGAAUUCCACAAACUAUUCGUGGAGUGAUUUGGCAGGUUCUGGCCGACAGCAGAAAUCCAGAGCUUGAAGAAGUAUACCGGGAGCUCGUUGCCCGUGGCACAGACAAGGAGAAGCAGAGCAGCCCCAAUGAGAAGACUAUUCGUCGUGACCUUGGUGCUCGCACGAGCUACUCACGCUACUUCGUGUCGCAAGGAAACCAGGAGGGAUUGUUUGGGCUCUGUAAGGCAUACGCCUUGUACGAUGAGGCCGUGGGAUAUGCCCAGGGAAUGAACUUCAUUGUGAUGCCAUUGCUAUUCAACAUGGACGAGGCUGAAGCAUUCACGCUCCUUGUGAAGCUCAUGAAUCAGUACGGACUGCGGGAGCUGUUCAUCCAUGACAUGCCAGGUCUCCACCGCAGCUUAUAUCUGUUCGAACGCCUGCUGGAGGACGUGGAGCCGGCUCUCUAUUGUCACCUCCGGCGGCGGGGCGUACCCCCUCAGUUGUAUGCCACACAAUGGUUCCUGACCCUUUUCGCCUACCGAUUCCCUCUCCAGCUGGUUCUUCGCGUCUACGAUCUCAUCUUCGAAGAAGGUCUUGAGAAUACCAUCUUGAAGUUUGCCCUGGCUAUCAUGCGCCGGAAUGCAGACACGCUGUUGGGCAUGAAAGACAUGGCACCGUUAACAACCUUUUUGAAGGAGCGCCUCUUCGACGUUUACAUUGAUAAGCAGCCCUCGGCAUCAUCUAUCUUGGAGUCUGUCUACCGCGCCGACAUCAUGGUCCAGGACGCUUGCGCCAUCCCUCUCGAGCCUGAGACGAUCCGCGCGUACACGGCGGAAUGGGAGGAGAUGGUACGGACCGAGAAGGAGCGUGAGCAGGAGCUAGACAACCUUCGGCACACCGUUGCAACUCAGAGUGCACGGAUCCGUCUACUGGAGGAGCAGGCCGAAGCAUCGGACAAGGAGCACGUGCAGCUCGCGUCCGAACUGGUGCAUCUCAAGGUGGAGAAUGAAGAAUUGACGGACAUGAACGAUGCGAUGAAGAUGCAGGUCACCGAGCUGAAGAACGUUGUGGAUAAACAACCGGCCGAAGUCGAGGAGAAGCUGCGGACUGAGAUGGACCGCAUCAUGAAGCGCAAUAUGGAAGUCCAGAACGAGAACCGGUCGAUGGUCGAACAGAUGGCUGAGAUGGAGAAGGAGCUGGUCGAGGCUAAGAUGAAAUGGGCUGAGAUUCACGACGAACACGAAAACCUGAAACAGAAAUGGAGCGAUCUUCGCAAGGCUCUCAACUGA